Molecule: messenger RNA, 1257 nt
Organism: Rhodotorula graminis WP1
Lineage: Eukaryota; Fungi; Basidiomycota; Microbotryomycetes; Sporidiobolales; Sporidiobolaceae
Exons: 9
Coding region: 1-1257 (418 amino acids)
Source: RefSeq, a predicted model, not a curated record
AUGGCCGCCGACGAGGCGUCCGUCGUCGAGGGCGAGCUCCAGAAGGUCGUCGACCGCAUCGCCGCCCAGGAGCGCCUGCCGACCCUCCAGUCCGACCUCGUCCUCCUCGCCGUCAUCUCUAUCCUCCUGGGUUACUUCAUCGUCGAGCAGCAGCGCUACUGGACGCGCUUCCCCAACGACCACGUCCGCUUCAAGCUCCUCGCCGCCUGGCUCGCCUUCCUCGAGGCCAUGUUCUUCGCCAUCCGGUUCGCCGCGACCUGGAUCACGACCUCGGACGCCGUCCUCGGAGGCGCAGGAGAACGCCCCGGCUUCUUGACGAUAUGGAGUACCGUCGUCACCACCCUCAUCGAGGCGACCGUCGAGGGCUUCUUCGUGUGGCGCCUGUGGACCGUCACCAAGAAGUGGUGGAUGCGCUACAUCUCGGUCUUCCUGUGGGCCUUCUCGUUUGUCGCGCACGCCGUCUGGGUCGGCAAGGCCGGCGCGGCGGGACGGUCCAACAUCGUCGACGACGCCGACCAACUCGUCGCCGUCAUCACGAGCUUCUGGGGCACCUUCGCCGAGGGCACGUUCGUCGCACUUUGCCUGCUGUACGAGCUGCAGUUCGCCGAGGACCGCAAGAUCAUCAAGCGCAACCGCAAGUCGACGGCCGUCGGCAGGCUCUUCAGCCUCGCCAUGCGCACUUCUGGGAUCCUCGUCGUCUUUGAGCUCAUCGUCGCCAUCGCCGUCACGAUCCAGUCCCAGCCUCGACGAGCCCUCCUCAUCGAGGUCGAGUUCGCCGCCUGCAUCUACACCGUCCUCGCCGCCAUCAUCGUCCUCUUUACGCUCAACUGGCGCGCCACGAUUCGGGCGCCGGGCGACGGCGGACUCGGACCUGGCCCGAGAGGAGGAGGAGGAGGAGGGGCAGCCGACGACGCGACGAGGGGCGACGUCCUCACGCCGACGUUCUUGCGCAGUGUGGCGAGGGGCGGACCGACGACGACGUUCGAGCCGGGCCUGCAGGCCGACGAGGUGCGAGGAGCGGGCGAGGGAGAGGCGCCGGUCGAGGAAAUGGACGAGCGGCCGGCUCGUGCGGCGGACGAGGCGGCGAGCGCUCCGGCGGGUGCGGCGGUCGGGCACUUGCAGACGAGGGACGCAGGGACGACGAUGCGGCGGCGGUGGAGCCAGGACCAGCCGGGAGGAGGCGGUGCGCUCGUUGAGGGCGACGACAAGGGCGAGCCCUCGCCCACCGAAUCUGGCCCGUCUGCCGGGUCGUCGUAA